Sclerotinia trifoliorum is the source of this 1676-nucleotide messenger RNA. NCBI's taxonomy places the organism in Eukaryota, Fungi, Ascomycota, Leotiomycetes, Helotiales, Sclerotiniaceae. The record is from the annotation of a GenBank genome assembly.
GAUUAUGGACGAGAAUGCGAUGGGAAAAUGAAUGGGAAUUAUUGAAUGUUGUGUAUCGUGCAAGGUGAGUUGACUAGAUCCGAUGUUUGAGAAUGAAUAGGAAUUAGUUUUUAUAGAUUUGGGAGUUUGGCUUCAUGGUUUUCUUUUUGUCUUGUAAUACUUUCAUUCUGUGUUAUUGAGGGUUGUUUUCAUGAAUUUGUACAUCCAUUUCGGGGCUGUUUCUUAUCGUUAUUUGUCUCUGUGGUGAAAUUUGAUAUAAGUGUUUGGGUUAUAACGUAUCUCCUUUUCAUUGUUGUACGAGAGUUAAGUGAUACAAUUGUAUCGUUCGUGUCGCCGGACGAGAGGACUUGGUAGUUUUAAAACUUCUUAGGAAACUAUUUUCAAGAGGUAUCUUUGUGCUCUUACAACAUAAAAUCUUUUCUUCCCUUUCUUUGUUGGAAGGUAAAGUGGCUUCGAAUAGGACAAAUGUAAGUUAUCUUAGUCUUUUUACCAUCGUAUCAUCACUCUUUUUCUUAUGUCUUCAUUUCACCACACUUUUCCACUACUCUACACAGUUUACUCACAGAAAUCGAAUCUGUUUACUAACACCUUCCACCCAGAUGUCACCACCCUAUCCACAAAGAAACGCCAUCAUAGGCCUCACACCCACUCGCAAUGUUGACAUUCCACUCAGCACCAUCUUCAUGCUCCUCUUCCUCCUCGCCGCAAUAAUCCACAUGACACUCCUCCAAAUAAAUUUCCGACGCGGCCAAAAAUUCCUCAUGUCAGGCAUGGCAUUUGGCUUCUCCUUUUCUCGCGUCAUCACCUGCAUUCUACGUAUAGUCUGGGCCUCCUAUCCUACCAACAUCAAAAUCGCGCUCGCGGCUCAAGUCUUCGUUGCGGCAGGUACUAUAUUACUAUUUCUCAUCAAUAUCAUCUUCACCAGUCGCUUGUUGAGGGCCUAUCAUGCGUGGGCUUGGAAUCCAUGGAUCCGGAAUACUUUUCGAGCGGCGUAUGUGAGUUUAUUCGUGGGACUGAUUGCGAAUAUUUCUGUUUUGGUAGAGAAUUUCUUCACGCUCGAUGCGCAUGUUUGGUGGAUUGAUCGUGUGGUGACGUUGGUUGUUAGUACUUAUUUUGCCGUUUAUGCUUUUAUGCCUAUUCCGCUUUUGGCUUUGAGACUCUUACUUCCACGUGGGAAACGGGUGGAGAAAUUCGGAACUGGAAGCUUUCGUACGAAGAUUAGAGUGGUGCUCUUCGUAUCUGUUUUGCUUACUCUAGGAGCAGCCUUUAGAGCAGGUACGGCUUAUAGACCCAGGGGAAUUGAUGAUCCGGCUUGGUAUCAUAGUAAAGCUUGUUUUAUAUUUUGAUUUUGGCAUCGAGAUUGUGGUACUUUAUGUAUUUGCGGCGAUGAGGGUGGAUAGGAGAUUUAUUGUUCCGAAUGCGACGAAGGUGGAAGGGAUUUCAGGAAGGGGGAGGGCGGGAUGCCGGUGAAGGGGAGGAGGGCGAAAGGAGGUUAGGUGGGAGUGGAUGAGGGAUGGAAGGGGAAUGGAGGGAGUGGAGGUUGAGGAGAAGAGGAUGAGUGCACAAACACGGAGGGAGAAAAGAAAUAAUGGAGGAGGGAGAGACAGAGACGGCGGUUGGUAGUAAUGCUAGUGGAGGGUUACACCGGAGGUUAGAGAGGAUGUUAAUGUUGAUGC